UGACGUGGAAUCAGAAUUUUCGCGCCUAAUACUUAACUAAACAGAAUUCCGCUUCCAAGAUUGAAGGAAGUGAUCUCGUUCUUUACCGACUCGAAUAUUUCUUUGUUAUUCUUUGAGUCGGCUUCGGAUCAAGAAAUGGGACGCAAGAAGCGAGUCAAGCCUUCUUCUUCUUGUUCUGCCCCUGCGGCGGCCGUGGGUGUCAAGGCAGCUUUCCCGUCCGCUUCCUCACUCUCCCAUGGGUCCCCCAAUAAGGAAGCAAAGAAAGCAGCAGAAAUGGAGGCAAUCAAGCUCGAUUGCGACCGCGCGUUUGAUGCUUUCCGGCGUGGAAACCACCAUAAAGCCCUAAAGCUCAUGAAAAAGUUUUGUUCGAGCUACCCGAACUCUGGUUUUGUUCAUACUCUUCAAGGUACCAUGUAUUACCAACUCGCUCUUACAAUUGCCGAUUCUAGUACCAAACUCCAAUACCUCAAGACUGCAGCGGACUCUGCCUCGCGAGCCACGCUGCUCUCACCCGAGAAGAUGGAUUCCGCCCAUUUCUUUGCGCAUUUGCUCUAUUUGACGUCGGAGAAAAAUGAUGGAUACCAAGAAGUUGUGCGAGAGUGUGAAAGGGCGUUGUCAAUUCCAGUGGAGAAGGCUAGUUUACUUGUGGGGCGGAAUCAAUUAGAAGGGUCGAUUCUCAUGGCACAAAUUUCAGAACUUCAAGAGGGCCUGCGGUCACUGAUUGGAAUGUCAAACGAGACCAUGAAUAACGGUGUGCAUUUGGAUUUGGAAGCUAAGUUUAUGUUGGUUCCUUUUUCCGAUCUUUUGAAAGAGAGUAAGUUGCUUAGUUUAAAAUAUUCUGAGGAUGGUAUGGAAUUGAAAGAUCUUGAGGAAAGAGAGAAGGAGAUUGAGGCUAAGAUUCAAAAAACAAAGCUUUUGGAGAACUUGCGGGUAUUACCAGAAUGGCAAACAGAGGAAGCUAGUCUGCAAAAUUAUCUGAAAGAUGGAGUGCCUGAGUCGUCUUCCAGGUCUUCUUACAAACAAGAAAAGAUAAAAAGGGUCUCAAAUCUUAAAAAGAUGAAGGAAUCGGCACGUAUGAUGCCUUAUGUUGUGAUGUAUUGGGACUCGAUCAGUUUUGAUCAGAAGAGGAGAUUGCUCAAUGUGAGAAUUGGGGAUCUAAUAGAGUAUUUUGGUUCAAACGAGUAUGUUGAGGAAGCGCUGAUUUUCUGUGAAGCCAUGAGUUUUGCAAAGGAUAACAAGAGCUGGAAGUUUUUGGGAUGUUGUUUUUGCAGUCAGAGAUUUAAGGAAUUAAUACCUUAUCUGAAACAUCUUGAGGUGCAGCAUCUGCGGAAUGUUAAGGUUUUAGCACCCGAGAUGAUGUCAAUGUUACCACUAGAACUUAAUAGUUAUUGGGUUGACAUGCUAUUGAAGGAUAGGUGGAAGCCAGUGGACACUUCUGCAGCUCUGAAAAUGAUUGAAAGUGGUCCGAAAGGCGAGUUAUCUUGUACUGUUGGUGGUGACAGAGAGUCCCAUGGAGGGGAGGUUGGUGGUGAUCAAAAUAUCAAGGAAGUUGAUGGAGAAAAAGGGUUGCCUGAUGCCUUCCCUUUCGACCAUAACUGGCCAUUAUCUUAUGAUUCUGAGCGUGCAGGGAUCCUUUCGAAAAUCCAUAUCAUGUUCAAAUUGUUUUUUAGACACAACUAUCUCUCUGAAAGACUUCUUAAGGUGUUGAUUAAGUACUCCUUGGAAAAGCUGCAGACACUUGUUCCAGAAUUGGAGCCUUUAAUUCAAGGACUGGACCAAACACCUUUGUGCCUCUGCUUUUUGCAAGUUCCUCAGCUCAGAUAUGUCUAUAGUUAUUUGGAGGAUUUGGUUCGUCUUUGUAGGUUAGAUUUUCGUUCAGAGAAGGAUGGGUCCGUGGCUGAGACGCCCAGGGGAGGUUUUGACAUCAAACACAGGAUUGGUCUUUCUAGUGAAUCAGUAUCUCUCCUUUUGGAUAAACACUCGAAUAGGGGAGCGGUUGAUUUCUUCACUUAUCAUGACAACAUUUCUGCUGAUGCUUCUUCAGUAGCUUUUACUGUUGAUAAUCUUGAAGAUGAUGCACUUCCAGGCAGUGAUUCUUUAGCAGCUUGGAUAUUCGGGGGUCCUUCAAAUGAACAACAAUUGACAUCAUGGGCUCGUGCAUUACAAGAGAAAAAACAUCAAGCGAUAGACAUUUUGAGUAUCCUCGAGAAGGAAUUUCCUGAAUAUAAAAGCUUGUGUGAUAGUAAAUGUAUUCAUUUACGUCAAGAAGAAGCAUUUCAGGCAGUCGAGAAUAUCUUGGCCGAGGAAUUCACAAAGAGGAGGGAAAACUUGGAGUUUGUCCCGCAAGGUUAUGAGGUCCUCUUGAAGAAGCGGCAAGAAGAGCUUGCUAGGACGUCUAAUGAUGUGUUUGGCAGUGAUGCGGCUGAGUUCACUUUCAUAUCAAAGGUUCUUAAAGAAGUAGAAGCUCUGAGUCUAAGAGUAGCCGGUGGGACUUCUCAUUUAUCUGAUCAGGAAAGUGAUCAAGAAGAUGAGAGCAAGACGUUCGAAGACCUGCUUGAGCAGGAUAGUUUGUUAGAAAUGGCAGUCCAAGAUCAGAAAGAAGAGGUGUCUUUGAAGCUUUGCGAGAUUGACACUAGUCUCAUGCGGUGUGUUGGUGUUAUGCGGAAUCUGCAAUCCAAACUUGGGAAAAUAUCUGUUAUUGACUACCGGUCAAUUCUUUGGGUGAUCCUAACGUCAUUCCUUCGAGACCACUUGGAGGAUCUGGCUAGAAAAUAUGCCACAGAGAAGUCUGAUGCUGUAGGACGAGCACUUUUAUUAGAGGCUGCCCUUGAUACCCAAAAGAAUAUUAAUACAGCUGAUGAUAAUACAAAGAAAACACAGAAAAAAUCAAAGAAAAAGAAAAAGAACAAGUCUAGUAGAGAUGCUAAGGAUUCAAAGGCCACUGGUGGUAUCAAGCAGCUUCUUAUCAGUGAUUCUCCAAAAUCCGAGACUGCUGCUGGAUUGAAACAACAGGAAGAGGAAUCUAGGCCUCAUGAACUUGAGCUUCAAGCACAGGAGACACGGCUCGAAGAACAAUAUCAAGGUACGGAAUUGGAUGAACAAGUUUCCCCACACUCAGUUAAUCAAAAUGUGGAAUUGAAACAACUGGGAGAGGAAUCUAGGCGGAAUGAACUUGAGCUUCAAGCACAGGAGACACAGCUCGAAGAACAGUAUCGAGGUGCGGAAUUGGAUGAACAAGUUUCCCUACACUCAGAUAAUCAGAAUGAGGAAUUGAAAGAACAGGAAGAGGAAUCUAGGCGGAAUGAACUUGAGCUUCAAGCACAGGAGACACAGCUCGAAGAACAGUAUCGAGGUGCGGAGUUGGAUGAACAAGUUUCCCUACACUCAGAUAAUCAGAAUGAGGAAUUGAAAGAACAGAAAGAGGAAUCUAGGCGGAAUGAACUUGAGCUUCAAGCACAGGAGACACAGCUCGAAGAACAGUAUCGAGGUGCGGAAUUGGAUGAACAAGUUUCCCUACACUCAGAUAAUCAGAAUGAGGAAUUGAAAGAACAGGAAGAGGAAUCUAGGCGGAAUGAACUUGAGCUUCAAGCACAGGAGACACAGCUCGAAGAACAGUAUCGAGGUGCGGAAUUGGAUGAACAAGUUUCCCUACACUCAGAUAAUCAGAAUGAGGAAUUGAAAGAACAGGAAGAGGAAUCUAGGCGGAAUGAACUUGAGCUUCAAGCACAGGAGAGAAAGCUUGGAGAACAAAAUCGAGGUGUGGAAUUGGAUGAACAAGUUUCCCCACACUCAGAUAAUCAGAAUGUGGAAUUGAAACAACAGAAAGAGGAAUCUAGGCGUCUUGUACUGGAGCUUCGAGCAAAUGUGAGAAAGCUCUUGGAAAUUUUGGAGGAUCAAAGGCAAAUUGAGAGUGGAGGUAGACAGAAGCAACUUACUGGACAAAGUCGAAAUGCCAAAUUGGAUGAACAAGUUUCCCCAUUCUCAGAUUAUCAGAAUGUGGAAUUGAAACAACUGAAAGAGGAAUCUAGGCGUCUUGAACUUGAGCUUCGAGCACAGGAGAGAAAACUCGAAGAACAAAAUCGAGGUCUGGAAUUGGAUGAACAAGUUUCCCCACACCCAGAUAAUCAAAAUGUGGAAUUGAAACAACAGGAAGAGGAACUUGAGCUUCGAGCACAGGAGAGAGAGCUUGAAGAACAAAUUCGAGGUUCGGAAUUAGAUGAACAAGUUUCCCCACACUCAGAUAAUGAGAAUGUGGAAUUGAAACAACAGAAAGAGGAAUCUAGGCGUCUUGAACAAAGUGGAAGUGCGGAAUUGGAUGAACAAGUUCACCCAAGAAAAUUUACAAGGAGGACUGACAUGCUUCCAGAUUCAAACAGUAGCAUCUCAUCCAGCAAUAAAGAAAAACCUCAUCCGGACUUGUCAGUGGGUGAAUAUGAAGAGCCUAAAGUUUUGUCAGGAUUGCCUGGUGGGAGAACUUCUGAAGACAGUGUUUUGUCUCCUGAUCAAAGAGGAUCACAAUGCACAUUCGACGACAUGAAUGCAUCAGAUGUACAUGGGACUAGUCUGAAAAAAAGUCUUGCUCAAUACGAUUGCUUCUUAGAUGUGAUCAUAACGUCACUUUGGCAUUUGAGAUGGUUCCGAUUUGAGUUGCAACGAAGAAGAGAAAUCCCUCAUGCUCAUGCUGGAAACCCAUGUGUUUUCUGUUCAUUAUGCAAUACUUUUACAGUCUUAAGUCUCUCACCAGUAUGUUGGAAAAAAGAUGUUGUUGCUCCAUGCCUUGCAAAGAUGGCUUUGAGUGACUUGUACCCUGAUAAUAUUUUCUUCCAGGAGGCACAAACAAAUGAUGUUAUUUCAAUCUUGGUUGGAAUUUUUGAAUGUCUUCAUCAGUCAUUUUCUGCGCCAGGAGAAAAAUAUAGCGGAGAAAAUUGGGAUUGUACAUCGGAUGAGUGCUUAGCACAUACUAUCAUUGGAAUGAACCUUUUGGAAAGAAUAAGCUGUUGCUAUUGCGGUCUUGAGUCUGGGAAUGAGCAGUUUACUUCAUUUCUUCGCAUGGUAGAUGAGAGUAAACUUAGAAGAAUGAAGGAUACGUACAUGGAUAGCUCAUUUGACAAGCUUUUGAAGCUUGUAAAUGCAAGUAGUCUAUUCCCUUGUGAUCCAGAGGCAGGAGGCUGUGGGAAACUCAAUCCUACUCAGCAUUUUCUUUCGAGUCCUCCUCAUGUGUUCAUAACUGUUAUUGACAGGAAGAAUGGUCAUGAGCGCGGGGCGGAUAUAUCAACAACAUUGGCUGCUUUGUCUACUAAGAUAGAUCUCGGUAUCCUAUAUGAAGGUUUAGAUGAAGGGAACACGCAUUACCUCAUUUCUUUGGUUUGUUUUACUGGGAAAAAUUAUCGGUGCUUUGCUUACCGUCACGAGGUUGAAAAAUGGAUUAUGCUUGAUGAUGAAGAAUGUAAGGUCAUUGGUUGUUGGAACGAUGUUAUUACCGUUUGCAGAACAAGGAAUUUACAACCUCUGAUUCUUUUCUUUGAAGAUGAAAUGCAGAUUUUUUAAGGGAACUUCUUUACUGUUCCACUGCAAAACUGGCUUUGUUGUUAAGAGACAUUGUUCGAGGAAGCAAACAUUUUUUUUGAGCUACUAGGAAGAACAUUGUAUUGGCAAAGUUUGUUCCAUUGUGGGAAAAAAAGAAGAAGAGAAAAUUAGAGAACCUGCUGAGCUGUUGUUGAUAAACUUCAAGAAGCCCAAGCAUGUAUCUCUAUAAGCUGUGUCCUACAGUUUUCCUGGUUUUCCUC
Molecule: messenger RNA, 5786 nt
Organism: Vitis vinifera (wine grape)
Lineage: Eukaryota; Viridiplantae; Streptophyta; Magnoliopsida; Vitales; Vitaceae
Exons: 11
Coding region: 136-5547 (1803 amino acids)
Source: RefSeq, a predicted model, not a curated record